Molecule: messenger RNA, 5456 nt
Organism: Carassius gibelio (silver crucian carp)
Lineage: Eukaryota; Metazoa; Chordata; Actinopteri; Cypriniformes; Cyprinidae
Exons: 7
Coding region: 343-1707 (454 amino acids)
Biological process (GO): intracellular signal transduction; negative regulation of T cell activation; B cell receptor signaling pathway
Cellular component (GO): plasma membrane; membrane raft
Source: RefSeq, a predicted model, not a curated record
AUGAGUCUCAUCACAUGGUCCUGAUAUGCCCAGAGAAAGUGAGCGAUCAUCGCAGCCUCUGCGCUCUCGAAACUCAAUCAGAGUAGGCGUCAGUGCGCGCGCUCCGCAGCAGCUGAACUGAGAGCACGAGACCAGCCGUGAUGCCCAGCCCGGAGGAGAGCUGAGGAGCUGUGAUCAUGCCCGAGAGGAGCGCACACUAGAAGUCUUGACGGAGGAUGGCAGGGAUGCUGCGCGCCGCAUCUCUCUCUCUCUGACUCUGUGAGACAGCGCACGGUGCCCUGGACGAGCCGUACAGCAGGAGCUGUGUGUGUGUGUGUUUAUGUGUGUCUGCAGCUCGGGGGAAUGUUUUCAAAUCUCCCCAAGGUGCUGAUACUGGGGGCCAUCGCCGCCGCCUCUGCCUUUGUGGUCACCAUCCUCAUCCUCUUGGUGUGUGUGGGGUGUCAGAGAAAAAGCAAGAGCAAACAUGGCCACGCCAACGGAGGCGCUCAAAGAAAAGAAACAGCUGCUCUGCGCCAGUCCAAGCUGAACUCGAUGAGUAAAUCUGACACCCGCCUGCAUGACAUGCACAGACUGCCCUGCAACGCAAACGGUGGCCCUAAGAGCCGUCCGGCCAGCAUGGAUCUUCUGCUCCUUCAUACCCGCCGCUCCACGUCUGACCUCCGUCCCAGUCCAGGCCGCCAGCUGCCUCGAGCUCCCAAAAAAUCUGAGAAUGAGGAAUGUGAGCACACCUACUCUGAAGUCUGCCGCCGCUCCUCUCCCUCAUCCCUCCUGCCUGAUGACGGCCUGUACGAGAGCGUUGGGAUCAAAGGGGCGGGGCCUGAUAAAGCUGCCCCACCUGCUGCCCCUGCCCCGACGUCAAGCAACACGCCCACUCAGCGCCGUGCCCACAGCCCGACGCUCAACGGGAGCGGCCGCGGUGCAAGCAGAGGAGGCGUGAACGGCGUGAGUCAAGACGAAGUGACGGCGGAGUACGCCUCCAUACGGAAGGUGAAGAAGCUGGAGCGCGGCAGGAGGGAGGAAGUGCUGGAGGAUGGAGAAAGAGAGCACCAGAGCGUGUCCAGCAGCGAGUCCUCCAGCAGCACCUUGCCUAGGAAAACACUGGAACCAUUUCACCUGCCCAAUUUCCCGAAGGAGGCGGUCUUCAUGGGCAACGGAGAGCAGUACAUUUGGAAACCACCAGAAGAGGACGAGAUGAUCGUGCCAGGGGUUCCUCAGCUGGAGAACGGACACAGCCAUCCCACCGCCGUGGAGAUCUCCGACAUGUACUCUACCGUUUGUAAGACCCUGAAGAGGAAACACCAGCAGGGUCAAAGCCAGGAGGAGAGCAGGCCGCCGGCGUCCCAGGAGGUGGAGCGGGGCAGCACAGGCUGGCCUGCCCCCGGUGCUGCAGGGGACGAGUCGUGGGGGAGGUGCAGCUCCCACGAGGAGCCCUGCUACGAACCUGUUGGCGAGAAGACGUGGCCCCGGGGCCUGGCGCAGGAGACAGACCCAGCCUACGCCACCAUCGACUCCCACCGGAAACGGGAGAAGCUGGCCAGCAACACGCUGAAGCCCAAAAAGAAACCCGCACAGGGUCCGGGCAGAGCCAUGACCUGCGAGAACUUUUACGAGACUAUCGGCGACGUGAAGCAGGGCGCGAACGCAGCGAGCACCACCACUAUCUUUACCUUUAAUGACGGCAUGGAAAUGUACGUUACGGGGCUAUAAAAAAGCCUGACUUUAACCAUCGAAUUAAACACCUACAGAGGGGGGGAAACCAACUGCGGCCCUCUGGUUCUCACAAAUGAAAAAAUACACAGGCUACAGCUGCCAAACACACGCAAACCUACACAACCACACAACCAAUGUAUAUUUAUCCUUACCAUAGGAGUGCACAAUCAGACGCAGCACUCAUGCAGACAGAACAACACUGAAUUGGCUGAACAACCAGACCUGUUUUUAGCUGACAGGCAUGCUCACCAAAUCCAGGGAUCAAAACUGAUUUUUCCACCAUGCUACAGUUGCUAAUGAUAGUUUAAUGCAGGAUUAAAAUCAAUAUGACUUUAAGACUCACUGUAGCACAGGCAAGUUUGAAUCUGAUUAUUUAUAUACAGUACCAGACAGAUUUUUUUUUUUAUGUUUUUGAACAUAAAAGAAGCCUCUUGUGCUCACCAAGACACCAAAAUACAUUUAAAACAGUAAUAUUGUGAAAUAUUAUUACAAUUUAAAAUGUCUUCCAUUUGAUUAUUUUAAAAUGUUAUUUAUUCCUGUGAUGCGAAGCUGAAUUUUCAGCAGUUGAUAAUAAUUCUUGAGCAGCAAAACAUCAUAUCAGAAAGAUUUCUGAAGGAUCAUGUGACACUGAAGACUGGAGGAAUGAUGCUGGAAAUACAGCUUUGGCUCACGGGAAUAAAUUACAUUUUAAAUAUAUUCAAAUAGAAAACUGUUGUUUUAAAUUGUAAUAAUUAUUCAUAAUAUAUACUGUAUUUUCAUCAAUAAUACACCCCUGGUAAGCAUAAGAAAUGAUUUCCAAAAAGAUUUUACAAAUCUUGAUUAUUCCAAGCUUUUGAUGGGCAGUGUAAGAUCACAAUACACACACUGCACAUUAACACAGGGAGCACAUGAAACGUCAGCUUCUUCCUCACCCCCUCCCGCUCUGAAAACACACCUGACUGGCUCUCUCCGCUUGAGACGGCCAGCCACCAUCACAGUGUUAGUUUAGCUGAAAAAACACAGAGUUAACUUCUCUUGUUUUCCACCUUAAACAUCAUGUAUGCAGUCUGACAGUUUAGGUGGUGUACAUACGGUAUGUCUGGUCAUUUUUUCAGUAUGCAUGUUACUUGCAGUCAGGCCCAGGUGGAAUCUGCAGGUAUGUAUUUAUUUAUUUAUUUAUUUUGCCACUGAAUUUGGAGAAUCUGAUAAUUAUCUUUAAUUGAUUUAAUGCUGAUAGAAUGGGUUUAAUGAAGCUCCCUGGUCACCUGAAUGCAUUAGAUACCAUUAUUAUUACCUUACAAUAAAAUACAUAAUAAUAAUAAUAAUAAUAUACAGUAUGCACUAAUGUUCAAAAGUUUUGGGUCUGGUUGACUAAUUAUAAAUAUUUUUAAGUCUCUUAUGCCCUCCAAGGAAGCAUUUUUUUUUAUUAAAAAAUAUAGUCAAAACAGCAAUAUAGAUAAAUAUUACGGUUUAAAGUAAUUUCUAUUUGAAUAGAUUUCUAAAAUACACUUUAUGCUAUGAAAAAGCAUUUAUAUAUAUAUAUGUGUGUGGGGUACUGUAGGUGCAGAUUCCAUGUGAGCCUGUUUAAAGGUCACUUUAUGGCUGUGUACGUGCAUUAGCUCUUGAAUUUCUUUUGAUUUUUGGUUAUUUUGUCUAUAGCAUGCCACUUCUGCCCAAUCUUUGGAUGUGUCAGGUAGUUUUAGUGAUAUGCCACUCGUUUCUCACAAGACAUUUUUGAAAUUUUAACAGAAUAGAAGGUAGAAGAAAAGAAAAAGAGCAAAACAAGGUUUUUCGGGAUGCCUCAGCCUAGUUAACAUGUCAUUUUCAAUGGCCAUUGUUAACAUGAGAGUUUAUGAGGCUUGUAGCGCCAGUGUGCUGGAACAUUGCGGUGUGUGUACAGAGGGCAAUAAAUGCUUCUAGUUUGGCCGGGGCCGCUCUCGAUCCACUGUUCUCAGGUCAGUGUGUGCCAGCACUGCUCCGCGGCUCGCUGGGCCUCCGGCUGGCUUAGCCAGCAGCAUUUCAUGGAGACAGUGUCCAAGGAAAACACAGCACAAGGCUUAUGGUUGCUAGCAAAUGUCUUUUGCAAGGACGUCUCAUAUUCUAGGCUGUCUGUGCGACUUGAUCCUAAUGUAAACAAUGCCUUUCCCAAAUGCAUUAUGGGAGCUUGGGAUCGGGGAAUAUGAUAGCACAAUGCAGCAACCUCUGCAAAGGGAAACCAUUCGAGAUGAUCCCAGAAGACUUCAGAGGGCCAUCGGCAUGAAAUAAAACAUCUCCAAUGCAUGGUUGGUUAUUUUACUUAACCGAGUAUACUCAGCAUAUUCAGAUCAUUAAAGUCUGUUGGAGGGCUACAGGAACGGCUCAAAGGAAAGGGAUUUUGGGAUUCGAGAGGGCCAAGUUAUCAGCUCAGGGAUGGAUAGAUAGAGUUCACUAAGGAUAAAUAACCAAGAUACUGUCCUCAUGUCACAUGCAACCUAUGGUGAGAAACGUUGGGUUCGUCAUGUCAGUUUUAAUAUAUACCAAGAUGAAAGAUUUUUAUGGCACUCUAUUUUCUUAUAAAACUGUAUUGGUUAACUCGUUUCCACUUGUAGCAACGUGUUGAGAAAGCUACUAUCACUGCCAUUCACCUGUUCCACUGUUCUGUUCAAGUAUAGGCUGCAACUAUUUCCUUGCUCGCAAUGCAUGCUUCUGGAAACAAAAGCUCUCGUUUUUUUCUUUAUUCUCUCUGGUGCAUCAGAUAUAAUGUAUGAUUCAUUCCCGUGCCUCUCACUAAAAGACAUAGUGCCAAAAAUAGGGGAUACCGGUCACCAAAUGGGAAGUGGAGACGCCACAGACGGCUGCUGCUGAGAGGUUAUGGAUCUUCUCAGGGAGCACAAAGCACAUAUCUGGUCCAGGACUCGUCUAAAACAGUGGGGAUCUGGUCUCAAAGCAACUGUAGCCCUCCCUGCCGUUAUUAACAUGAGUCCUUGAGAUAUGACGAUUGCCGUAUUGAGGGAGGAAGUGUGCUCCACUUUAGCUUUGGCUUGGGGGUUCCUCCCACUUCUGAAUCUGUCCUUCUAGCACAAGGCUUGCUUUGUAUUGCAGGGUCGAUCUGUGUUUUUUGAUGUUGUCACUUCUGAGUGAGGCUGGGAGAACCGAUCGUCCAGCCGUGCAUUGUUUUUGAUGAAAACUAGAUCUUUCAGGGUGUGAUUUGUACAGGUUGCACAAGGGUUUAUUGGUUUUUCAACCACAUUUGUUCAUAAAAGAGGCGGAGAUAUUACAUGCCCGAAAUAAGAUAUUUAUUGGCAAGUAUGUAAAUAAAAUAUCUAUUAAAAAUCCAUUUGCUUGCAUUCAACAGACGUAUUGACUGACGUGAUGCUUCUUGUUCACUCAAUCAUAUGUGGUUAAACAGAAAUAGACAUUAUACCAUGACAAAACAGACCAAAUCGCAUGUAUAUAGAGCAUAAUGCAAUGCAACAUAACUAUAUUAUAAAAGAAAAGCUCUGGUGUUGAUGUUUUAAAAAGCAAUGAAAGGUUUCUUCUCCUGCUGUUUAGGUUAUAUGUUGUGAAGUGUGUACAUUGUAACACUGCUUCCCCAGCAUAUGUCCUUGGCUAUGUGUGGUCCAUCCAAAGUGUAACGCAGAGAAUAGUGUAUGAAGACAAAAAAUAAAAUAAAAAAUAAAUAAAAUAUGUUUAGUAAUAUUCUGUGAAAAAGAUUGUAAUGUUUUCUAUAAAAAAAUUCAUAUGAAUAUUUGUUUUUACUUUUUUAAUAAAGUUGCACCUUAUGACUG